Amborella trichopoda is the source of this 3268-nucleotide messenger RNA. It is a transcript of the gene POP1, whose product is annotated as ribonuclease Ps. Lineage: Eukaryota; Viridiplantae; Streptophyta; Magnoliopsida; Amborellales; Amborellaceae. The record is from RefSeq and is a predicted model, not a curated record. Gene Ontology annotation, biological process: tRNA 5'-leader removal. Gene Ontology annotation, cellular component: ribonuclease MRP complex; nucleolar ribonuclease P complex.
CGCUCCCGCCACCCCACCCAAUAAACCCUAUAAAAUCACAAUCUUUUUCACCGCUCGGACCACCUAAGCCCCCUUUCACUCUCUCUAUCAGAUGGCCAAACCCUAGUCCCUCUGAUCUCUGUGUGACUCUCUCUUUCUCCUCCCCUGAACCCUAGCGCUCUCUCUCUCUCGCUCAACAUAAAGGGGAGCCCCUCUCCUCACCCAAACCCUUGCCCCUCUCUCUCAACCGAAAGGAGAGCUCUCUCUCACUAAUAGGCCAACUUUCGCAAAUUUCAUGGUCCUCUGUGUCAGCUGCCUGUGUACAUCAACCCUCCCCAAUUUACUGGCCGGACUACUACAGCAAUGAUGUCAGAGAAAAGAACCGGAGCUUCUGCUAAGCCUCGACCCCCUCCUCGAACUCUAAACAUUCGAAAGUUUGCAGAGGCAAGAGAACCAGAACUCAAAGCACUUCACUCCAUUAUCUCAGCUCGCGUGGGCUUGGACUUCCGAAGCCUGAGGAAUCUACGGCGCAGAACCACUAGCUUUUCAAACUGCAACCCUAACCCUGGUCGAUCUUCGAAGAAAAGGAAGAGAGAUUCUUCUUUGGAAGUGGAGGGAGGAAAGAAGAGUUGCAGGAGAAUAAGGAGGAGCAUGGAGUUUAAGGGGAAUGAAGAGUUAGGGUUUGGAUGUUCUGGAGAUGGAACGAAGAGGCUCAGAACACAUCGAUGGUAUGCGAAAAGAUUUUCUAUGGUGAAGAGGUGGGGGUUUCAUCUUCCUCAAGGAUUAGCAGGGGGUGGAAGGGGAUCAAGAGCGGUUUUGAAAUGGAUGAAGCAUAACGCACUUGUACAUGAUGCAAGUUACUAUAGUGUUGUCCAAUUAGAGGGUCCACAGAAAUUUAUUUUCACAGUCCUUGCGAUGGUUAUGAUUCCACCCCCUUCAAUAUCUUCAGCUGAACCAUCUCAAGCUUCUAUACAUGGAGUUUCUUAUGGAAGUGCUAUGCUUCAUCAUUUUGAAACACCUACCUCGCGUCCAAUUGCACCAGUAACCUACAUGUGGCGCCCCUCCCUGGCAGAGGGCAUGAGUAGUAGAGAAUCUGAUGCAAAUUUGAGCAGUGGAGAAAAUGACUGCUUUAAGGAGUACCGUCAGCUCUGGAUAUUAAUUCAUCCUGCUGCAUUUGAUGAAGGAUUGAAUGUGUUGACAUCUGCUUGCCAAAAACUGAUGGAUGAAACUGGCAUUUUUAUCAAAUGCUUUGACCUUGAGGGGAAGCUUGGCAGAUUGGACGUCAUGGGUUGCAAUGCCCUUCAAGUUCUACAGAAAAUACUGCAUGCAGUAUCAGAGCCACACAACAGUCAUAAUGGGUUUGAACUGAAAGCAUGCUCAAAGGAUGGGGCCAUCAAAUCCCGUAUUUCAAAGGCUUUUGCUCUUAAACAUGCUGAGCACAUUCCGUCGCAUUCAAUUUUGUCUUUGGUGGUCAGUGAUCCUCGUGAUUUACCUACUAAGAAAAACAAAGAUAUAUGUGAGGUCCUUCCUUCAAUUCAGAAAGAUCAUGAAAUGGAAGAGGUCAAUCCCAAUUCCAAAGAACACAUUGCCUUGAGUGAAGUAGCCAUGAAUGAGGAUAUAGAAGCUCUUUUUCUCCCAUGGUUGAAGGCUGAGGAAAAAUGUGCUUCUCUGUCUUUUUCAGAUAGCAAGGAGCUUUGGGGUUCUUACAAUGCUCGAAUAGAGCCCCCAGUUGAGGAGAGCCUUCUAUGCAAAGAAAAGCAUAACAGGCGUUUAGGUUAUUAUUGUCUUGAUCAGAGAAAUUUAGGAGGAGCUAAGACUGAGAUUGGACCCGCAAGAUCUUGCCCCAUUUUGCUUUUGAAGAAUGGCAGUCAGGGUAGUUCUUGUUUGGGUUGGACAAUCAUUCUUCCUCUGAGUUGGAUUAAGGCUUUCUGGAUCGCCCUCAUUUCUCACGGUGCUCGUGCCAUUGGCUUAAGAGAGAGACAUUGGAUUGCAGGCGAUGUUGGGUUACCAUCUUUUCCCUAUGACUUCCCUGAUUGUGGGUCAUACGCGCGUUACAUGGCUGAAGAAGCGGAAGCUCGUGAGGAGAGAGAUUCACGCCGCCCUCCUUCAAAGAGAGCUCCAAGGGUUCCCAUACCUCCUCCAUGGGAUUGCAUAAGUGCACAGUUUGAAGAGAGAGAAACUGAGAGACCCACUAUGGCUAAAAAACACAGCGAAGAUUUCUAUAGGGAGUCCUCAAAAGCUACAAAUUCUGGGUCUUGUGCAUCAGUUUCAUUAGUAAGUGGACCCCUUUUGGAGAGCGAAACUGAGAGACCCAUUGUCAUACAAACCCACACUGAAGAAACAAUCACUUGCAACUCCCCAGAAGCUGCUAGUUCUGGGUUAUGUGAAUCAGUUUUAACUGAAGAAGUAAGCUCUUGUAUUCAAGAUGUGACAGCAAGAACUCCAGGAAUGUUGGCUGAGCACUUGAAAAGAAAUGAAGGGGGUCAUUUGCUUCUAUAUCCAAAUAGCUUCAUUAGUAAGAGGGGGUAUUUGGAUAUGAUGGGCAGACGAAAACUUGGAUGGAGGUUGAAAGGUGUUAGUGAUGUAGUAAAAAAGUGCAAGCCUUUCUUCUUAAGAGUUCUUCUCCAUGCCCAUAAGGAAGGGGCUUUUGAAGAUGGAGCUGUUGUAUGUGCUCCUACUCUUACUGAUUUGACACUUUGGACUCCCAGAUCAUAUGAGGAGGGAGGGUUUCAGAUUCCUUCAAAAUCACUAAUCUCAUACUUCACAGAGCAACUUUCUGGCAAAUGGGAAUUGCAGGUCCCACAAGACCCUGAAGCCAGAGUCUCUCACCGGUGGCCAAUCGGCUUUGUCACAACCGCUUUUGUUCGUGGAAGUCGUAGAAUGGUCGCAAUGGGCUUCUGUGAGGGGGUGGCGCUUGCGAGGUUGAGAGAGGAACAGUGGAAAGAGAUGGUGGAGAAGGGGAGGAGUGAGGUAAUGGUGCUGGUUAGGAAUUUGAGAUCUAGCGCCUAUAGGCCUGGCUAUGCAACAAUCGUUUUGGAACAUCAGAAUGAUGAUCUAGAAUUCAUGUAAUCUCUUCUCUGUUUUUUUUUUUUGAGAAUAAACUCUCCUGUUAUUUAUUGAGUUUUUUUUCAUUUUUCCUUGGCUCUUUUACAACGGCUCUUAAACUCCUCUCUCACUAGGGUAGUCUUUUUUUGGACCACCUCAAGAUACGGUGUUUUUGGUUUUGCAUCACUUGUGAUCUUUAUCUCAAAUCGAAGCUUUCGACAUCACGGUCGCAAUGAACAUGUUU